Messenger RNA from Ooceraea biroi (clonal raider ant), 3715 nucleotides. RefSeq names its product phospholipase DDHD1. The record is from RefSeq and is a predicted model, not a curated record. Gene Ontology annotation, molecular function: glycerophospholipase activity; metal ion binding. Gene Ontology annotation, cellular component: cytoplasm. NCBI's taxonomy places the organism in Eukaryota, Metazoa, Arthropoda, Insecta, Hymenoptera, Formicidae.
ACAUACGCUUUUAUAAGGUUCAUCUGUCACGCGCGCGUGAUCUGUGAUACCCGCCGAGACGAGGGUGACAGUGCCGCGAUAAGAGUCGGUUCUCUCUCGAACGGUGCGUCAGUGCCGUGGUUCUCGCGAUUCUCGCCCACGCAGCCAAGUUAUCGCCGCUGUCUGUCGAACCGGACCCGCUGAGUGUGCUCGAGAGAGAUAAUCCAAUCGCGUCGUCCGCUCGCUCGACUCUUUGCGGCCCUUGCGACAGGAUGUCAGCCAAUAAUCUCAGCGAAAUCGAGCCGUUCAAUAAGACGCCUAUGGAGCAAGAAUCCUGCCAAGAUCACGAUGAUCACGUAAUCAUAGAAGGAAAUCUAAAGAUCAAUGCCGACAUCAAUACGGAGAUUGAAACAGCAACUCAUGCGGAACCUUUGACCCCGGAAGAAAUUCGAUGGUUUUACAAAGACGGUGUCGACAAAAGGUGGAACGAAUUCUGCGGAUAUGACAGCCUAAGAAUCGAAAAGAUUUAUCAAGAACGUCAAUGUUUACUCGGCCAAAGUAACAAUGAGACGAACAAUCUGCCGCCUGCUGAGAAAAUCGUGGUCAGAGGAGGCAUGUACGACGUUGAGAUUGACAACAUGAAAUGUGUCUCAAUUUAUUGGCCAGGCGAAGAAUGGGAAAUCAUGAGGGGUACGUGGUAUUACGAUAACAGUUGGAUACCUUUGGAAACGGAACAUUCCAAAGUGAUAGAAGAGAUUCAUCUUAAGUUAUUCCAAAAGGAAGACAACAAUCAAAGUAGCUCUACGUGUGAUACAAAUGCGCCGCAGUCUUGCAAAGUAUUACAUACCGAACAAUUCCCGGAAUUUCACGUUGAUUGGCACUCGAUUAGUGACAUGACGUUGUAUAGCGAAUACACACCCACGAAAUUAAUGCGUAGUGUCACAUCAAAACUGGGUUUCGCUAAAACAACAGGCUACCGAUUGAGAAGGAGCUACAAAGCACUUGCGAGUAUGGAAGACAAACCGCGCGAUAUCGAUCACAUUGUAUUUGUUGUUCAUGGUAUAGGACAAAAAAGAGAUACAGGAAAAAUUAUACGUAAUACUACAUGUUUCAGAGACUGCGUGGAUUGGCUUAAGCAGAAAUAUUUCCCGAAUUCCAAACAUAGAGUGGAAUUCUUUGCAGUCGAAUGGCGGUCAUCAUUAAAGCUGGACGGAGACAUAGUGGAAGCCAUUACGCCUUAUAGUGUACUGAGUAUACGUCACCUGCUGAAUACAUCAGCGAUGGAUAUUUUAUAUUAUACAAGUCCGCUCUAUGGCGCUGAGGUCAGAGCCGGCUUACAAAAGGAGUUGAACAGACUGUACUUCAUGUUCGCGAGUCGGCAUCCUGGUUGGCAAGGGAAGGUAUCAAUCUUGGCGCAUUCCCUGGGCUGCGUGAUCGUCUAUGACAUAGUUACCGGUUGGAUGGGACCUGAUACACGACUCCCGUCCCCGCAGGCACAAGAGAUCUUAUUGCAGGGGCUACAGUUUCCCAUUGAAAACCUAUUUUGCCUGGGUUCGCCGCUGUCGGUAUUCCUAGCGUUACGCACACGCACGCCAUCCAAUAGAUUAGAUGUGAUGCCGCAAGGCUUGUGCAAGAGAUUCUACAAUAUAUUUCACUGGUCUGAUCCAGUGGCUUACCGAAUGGAGCCACUGCUGGAAAGGGGCUACAGUAAAAUCGAGCCGGUUCUCAUACCGCCAUAUGGAGGCGUUGACGGCCAGCAGAUGCCGCAGUCGCCCUCGUUAAGUAACGUCGAUCCAACUCUACCGCCUACAGAAAACGAUGAUAAAGAUGAUAAAGAUGAUAAAGAUGAUAAAGAUGAUAGUCCGGGGGAUGCACCGAACCGUAAUGCGGAGAAGGGAUGGAGUCUUUGGGAUCUAGUGCGAGGUGGUUGGAAUGUUAGAGAAGGUCCGUCUUCGCCGACGCCUGACUCAAAUCCACCAAUCCGUCCAGGUCAAGAAUUAGCGCAACGAUUGGAUUACGUGCUACGCGCAAUCGGCUUAGGAAGAAAUUAUUUGUAUACGGUGGCAGCGCACACGGCAUAUUGGAGCAACUACGACGUCGCUUAUUUCGUAUUAACGCGGCUCUUCCCAACACUGGAAACGUGAUGGCGGUUGAAACGUUUCAACGCGGAAACUAUGGAAACUCGUCGAUGGGUUCUCAUACGAUGUUCUAGUCCAUUAUAGGCCUGCCUGAUGAUUGUGAUAUCGCAAAUAGGCCUACCACCAAAAUAAUAUCUGUGAUAACGGAAAAACGAUACAAUAAUGUUGCGAAUUCUAUGGGGUUCGGUGAUUUUAUAUAUUGUAUCCGCAUAAUUUACAGUAUCAAGUUACGCAGAAGUUACGAAGGAACCCCGUUUCUGCUCGUAUUUUCUAAUCGAAAGUAACUUGUUUGUACCAAGCACUUUAGGUGCGAUUGACAUUUCUACGUAGCAUAAUACAUUAGGAGCAUGAAGAAAUGAUAAGCGAGUUUUACGAAUUACGUUACCCCCCCCCCCCCCCCCGAUAGAAAUAUAGUUUAUGCGAAAUGUUUAUUAACUAAGUGCGAUAUACUUUGAAAACUCUCUAUGACUUGUUACGAGAUGACAGUUGUUUUCGAAUAGUUUAUCGGCAAUUGAUAUAUUCUCAUUGAUUGCCUUUGUUGUAUAUUGCCAUAUAUAGAUAAUAUAUUUUACGAUAAGCCAAACGCUGACGCGCUAUUGCUUUUAAGAUAGAGUGAAGUGAGAGGCAAGGUAAUGCUUACGAAUCUUUCUUAUACAAAGUAUAUUCAAGCAGCUGGUCGCGCGAGCUAGAUUUGGAAAUAUUCACGAAUAUUUCGAGCAUAAAACACCACAAUAUUAAGUUAAGAUUUUGAAUAGUACAAUAAGAUAUACGCUACUUAAAAACCUAAUGACAUAAUUUCACCUUUCUGAUUUUAUAUCUUUAAUAGACUAUUCGUAUCAUGAUACAUUAUUUCAUAUCGUUUCAAGGAGUCUGCACAAAAUAUUCCUAUGAAAGAGUUCUUUAACCAAAAUUAAUUUAUUAAAAUUUAUUAUUAAGAUGAACUUUUGAAUACAAAAGAAAAAGAACUUAAUACCAACAAAUAUAACAGAAAUACCAACUUUUCAGUAAAAUUAUCGAAGAAAUAAAAAUUUGUAACUCUAAUAAAAUAUAUCUAAAUUGAGUAAUUUAAAAAUGCCGUGUCUAUAAUUUAGUAUUAUAAUGGAAACAUCAAAUAGUGUUAUACAUAACAUAUAUAAGUUUUAUUUUAUUUUAGGGCAAAAAUAAUUUGUUUAUUGAAAUUUUGUUGAUAAUUAACCCAAAGAAGGAGAAGAAUAAGAUUCUCUUUACGUUGAAAAAUAACCAUCUCUAUGCGUUAUUCAUGCAUUUUAGCGUGAAUAACGCAUUUUAAAUAAUUUAUCACUUAAUUAUCGAAAUGCAAAACAAUAAUAUAAUUUUAUUUAUAAUUAUUGAGAGUUCUGUCUGUCUGUGUCUGUGUGCGUGUGUGUCCCAUGUGUGACUGUACUUAUAUAGAAAUGCAUAACAAGUUGUCAAUAAUUAUAAAUUAAGUUAUUAGUAAAUUUCAGUACAAAAUUUAUAUUUAUGUUUACUGUUGAAAAGAAUAUAUUGUACAACAGUUAAUAUUUAUGAUAAUAAUUUGCUCUAUGUUAUUAUAUAUAUUAUAUGAUGUCAGACGAAAAUAAUAUCGCUUUGUGAUGUGU